UUAACAGAUACAUUGAAGAAGAUUAACGUGGUCUACAAACAAAAUCUCCUUAUUCUUCAUAAUGUGAUCCAUGUUUGAUCGCUACGUCCAGAAAUGGCAGUAGACUUCAAAAUGCCAAGUUCUGUCGGUCCGACGAAGUGUUUGGCGGUUUCAUUCGCCAAACACACCCAGACUCCGUCGUGUGCCAUGAACAUAUUUGAUUUGUUCAUGUCAUUCAAGUACAUAAAUAUCACUGGUCAACAAAAUCCGUGGCUCGCACAAGCUGUGCAAAAUUGUUACCUGCUCGGGCACUUUGAACCCUAUGUGCUGUUGGUCGGUGGGAGUGACUAUCAUCUACAAAUAGUCAAGUUAUCCUGGAUGCGUACUCAGCUCAAGUCGCCAUUCGGAUUUACAAUCGAGUCCAUCUCUGAUGCAGGUGGUCUCUUGAUGCAACGGGUUCCACAAUAUAGAACAAUGCGCCUGGAGGAGGUUAUUUGUCAGUUGAUUUGGCAACACACCCAAACGGAAGCAUAGCUGAUGCGGUGGUCUCUUGAUGCAACGGGUUCCACAAUAUAGAACAAUGCGCCUGGAGGAGGUUAUUUGUCAGUUGAUUUGGCAACACACCCAAACGGAAGCAAGCUGCAGCAUGGAUCAGCUGAUGUCUGCUUUGACCAAGGUCUACCGGGAUCUGCAAAUGCGUAGGCCCUCGUAUGAGGCAGUCAAAGUUGCACUGUCUGCCCUUCUGUCUGCUGGCGCGGUCUACUUCAGUGGUCGCGGUUAUAGUCUACUGACGGCUGAUAAACUUGAAGUGGUAAAGUGGCUCGAGAAUGUCCCUGAGGCCGCAUCGCUGUCCAGUGACGAGGCUGACCAAGACUGUCCGACAAAAGCACCCAUAGCCGAACUGGAACCGUUGUCACUGAAAGUAGAAGACUCUCCUCAUUCCUGGCCAGCCCACCGCACUUCCACCUCCCCCACAUGUGGCCCAUAUGCCACGAGCCCUGUAGGUAGUGCACGGGUGAAAACCGUGGACGAUCAACAGACUAUUUAUGAAUCGGCCAGUCCAAAAGCUCGAUCACGUCAAAAUAAUCGAGUUCGACUCAUAAAGUCCAACGCGACUCCAGCAACAAGCAACGCAAAAAGCUUCUUGCGUCAGACCGAGCCGUGGGCUGCACCGACCUAUGUUUCGCACCCCACAUUACGGUACUGCCCCAAUGACAACAUGCCACAUUACGACACACCACUUUCAGCGCCUGCUCCACCCAUAACCGAGUCUAGGAUUACAAUUUCCUCCCCGGAUGAUCGCUAUUAUGUCCGAAGACCUGACUGCUCGCGGAAGAUGAAUCCAAACGUGCCAAACUCACGCUUCACUUCGGAUGUGAAUGACCGGUGUCGUUCAUCCAGUGCCGAUCAGCUGCAAUCGAUGACUCGAACGAGCAGACGGCAUGAGAAAAUAAAACCUCUUCAGCUUCCCAUCAUUAGAUGGAUAGCAGAGCGACUACGUCGUCUCCGGGUCACUUGGCGACGUGCAGGUAGCUCAAGAACCACCAUGCAAAAAUCUUGCCAGUCCGUGUGCGAACCAGUGAACAGUGAGAGUAUCAUUCAGUCCCAUCGCAAAUCACAUUCCAUCGCAAUUCCGAAUCAGUUGAGUGGUCCCGGUAAUAGCAAACGCUCAGAUGGACACAGCAACCCUCCUGCCACACCGUCUACAUGUCUCGCCACCUAUGACUUUAAACCGAAAUAUUCCAGUCUUCGGAGGUGUUUUAGUCUUGCUGAGGAUGCGGACGAGGGUUUGACGAAUCGAAAACCUGCGCCAAAACUUAUUGGAUCAUUUCCUUCCGACACACGUGUACCUGAGGCACCCAUGGGACAGCUGAAUAAUGUAAACCAUGAGUUGCCCAUUUAUCAAUCAAUGAACUUGGGCCGGGCGACGCAAUGGUUCUCACAUCAAAACUUUGUAGGCAGCCCCUCCUACUUAUCGUUGGUGGCCAGGGCCCAUUCCCAGCUUGACCGAACUUCCGUACAUCAGUCCCGUCACCCAAGCCACUCUACGUCUCGUCUCGCCAUUCCUGGCUCAAAUGAGCCAUCUCAUCCAGAUUGGUCCUAUAGACCGCAGCAUCAGAUAUUAAAUCCGCUCUCUACUCCAACAAACUUGAAGCCUUCUAGGAAACGACCUGCCACACGAGAUAGCGGCUUCGCCGAAUCCGACUGCGCAACACAGCCUGUUGUUGCCGUGCAACUACGCGAUCGUUCGGUAGGCUACUCCGUUUCACCUCUGUCGAAAUCCUCAGAUGGUGGUGCAUUUCUGAACCCGGAUGCCUCAUCGUUAUGGCUUAAUUUUCCUUCUAACUCACCACAUGUCUGGUGGACCACCGGAUUUCAAAACCCGGCUUCUCGUAAUAUCAUGCCUUCAAACUCUUCGGUUCUUGUGCCCACAACACACCGGUACAGCUGAGAAGCGGUAUUGACCUCAGUUUGACCCAGACGUUAUUGCACAAAAAAUGAACACACUGUUCGCCUUCCCUAUGCCGCCUUAGCAGCGAAGCGCCAAACGUGUCAUAAAGAUUCAACCUCUUUAAACUUAUUAUUAUUAUCAGCGAGUUACUUCUUGCUUUCUGUGCCGUCAAAAUGAGCGCAUUUCUUAUUCAUGACGACCCUUGGAGUCAGAGGCUGCUCCCGAACUGUGUUUACCUGGUUUCUCUUGGCUUCUUUUUUAUAUAAAAAAAAUACUCCCUAUUCUUCCAACUUAUUUACUCUUUCUCUGACCGAGUUUGUGACGCUCCACGACUCUCCAAAUAGAUGCUGCUUCCGAAU
Molecule: messenger RNA, 2790 nt
Organism: Opisthorchis viverrini
Lineage: Eukaryota; Metazoa; Platyhelminthes; Trematoda; Opisthorchiida; Opisthorchiidae
Exons: 5
Coding region: 533-2431 (632 amino acids)
Source: RefSeq, a predicted model, not a curated record